GGAAAGCGAUAGUUUGUGCAUCUUCUAAUAAAAGGGGCAGGCAGCGGCGGAAAACGAAACUUCGCCGGGGACUCUUCCUUCAGCCGGCUGCGUCUGCAGGUUGGAGCAGAAGAGUUUGGGGGGAAAGUCUUUCUUUAAUUGCGCGGUGCUGCUCUCGGCCCGCUGGAUUCCUUUUGAUCUCGGCUGAGACAGGAGGGAUGAAGAAAAGACUUCAGUGGUAGAGAUGGAACCUGAUGGAGAAUUGACGGUGGAGAGUUCUCCUUUAUCAGGAUCAUUGGUGAAUGAGCAACCAUCUAGCGAACAAAUGCCUGGGGCGUCUGAAAGCCUUGGGAAGGGCACCUCAGCCUCCCAAAAGCGAAAGAACAGGAAAAGGAACAAGAAGAAGACUUCUCCAGAUAGUGAAUUGCAUAGUUCCUUGUCAAGCUUAAGUUCAGCUCCGUCCAGUCUUGAUUGUUCACUUACUCCAGAUGUGGCUAAUGUAAGAAUCCCAGUAGAAGAAAGUCAACACUCAGAAGCUAAGUCGAUUGACUUAAUGCCAUCCAUUGAGGAUAGUAGUGACCAGAUUAGAAAUACCUCCUUCCGUGCAGAUCAGGAUCAAGAAUUUGUAAGCAGAACAGAAAUCCAGAAUCAGCCAGAACAAAAUAAGAAAAAUGAUGCAGUAAGUCAACCUGCUGUUAUUGCUGUCACGGGGGAGAAGAUGGAGGAGGAUAGUUCCAGAAAGGUUGAUAUAGUUGGUGAACAGAGAGAUACUAGCAAGAAACAAUGUGCCACCAGUUCUGUUGGACCUGGACAACUUUCAGAGAAUACAACCAAUAUAUCAAAUGAAAGUGUUAUGCAACCUGUUUCUAAGGGAGACACGGAGAGCAGAUCUUCAGAUCUCAAUGUUAAUGUUACAUCUACGGAGGAAAAAAAUUCAGGAUCGAGCACUGAAUAUCAAAACUGUGGAACGAAGAGAUCUUUGCCUGAAUCUAAAAUGAAAAAUAACAAUUCAACAGAAGUUAAGGAAGAGGCCAAGCAACAGAAGAGUUCAAAAAAAGAAAAGGAAAAGGGACAAAAAAUACGCACUCCAGUGGAAGAGUCUGGGGAAAAAAGGAGAGAUUCUGCUGCUGCUGGAAAUCAAAGGCCUCAGACAAGAAACAAGGCCAGUGCGGAAGAGAGGAAUCAUGAAGUCCCUGCUGUCAAACAAAAUCAGACACCUAUGGAGAACAUUACGGUUUAUUUCCAUGCUAUUCUGUCUAAGGACUUCAAGAUAGACCCUGAGAAGCAUAAAGUGCUCAUUAUGGCAGGGGGAAUUUCUGAUUAUACCAACUGGAAAGAUACUGUAUGUGAGCUGAGCUGUACCCAAAAUCUUGGAGAUCAUGGAUACCUGAUUGAAGGCCACACCAUAAUUUCUAAAAAAAACUUGGACAAACCAAUUUCUUAUAAAUACAUUGUUAAACGUGACAAACAACAGUUGUAUGAAUUCAUUUACAAACCUGUUACAGGAGGAGUCCAUUUAAAUCGCUCCUUGUAUUUACCAUCAAAAUCGAUAAGUGGUACAGAUUGGCAUCAGUACGAUGACAUAAUAUGCACUAAACCUGAGGAUAGUUGGUGGAAGAAAAUUAAGAAACGCAUUCUAUUUUGGGAAGAUAAGGAAAAGGAUAUUGUGAAAGGGAAAUGUAUAGCCGCAAGAAUAAUGCUGGACAGCCUCUUCAGUAUACUUAAAGAGUGGAGUCAGAUUAACAUCAAAAGCUUUUUCCAGCAGUUCCAACAAUUUUACUGUGUAAAUAAAAGGAUAAUGGUACAUGAAGGAUGUCGAAAAGAAUGGAAAGAGCUACAAUUUGGAGAAGAGCAGUUGAAAAAUUUGAUUGUGAACUACUUGAUGGAACAGUCAGAUAACAUCCUCAAACAGAACACUUCGAUGUGGGAUAAACUAGGCCUAGCUUUGAUCACCUUUACAUUAAUAACAGAUUACAAUCUUCAACUGUCCAAAAAGGGACUGGAACAAUUAUGCAAGUUUCUUUGUCUGGAGAACUCACCAGCAGAUGUAAAUGAAACCAAGCGCUUCAGAGAGAUGUUUUCAGAGUGUCAGGGUGUGGAGGAGAAGUUGAUAAUAUUCUGUAUUAACUGUAUUGAAGAAAAGAUUCACCAGUGGGUGUGGACACUCCCAGUUCUUUAUCUAUUUACUGUGAAUGAUUCUGAAUAUAAAACUAGGACUUGCCUUGAAUCAGAAAAGAAAUGGGCAAGGUUGGAACGUAUUCAGUAUUUGGAAUUCAGAGAUGGAAACAGAAACUUUAAUAAGAAUCUAAUAAUGCAAAAGAAGCAUUUGCUGAAAGGAAACCAAACAUUAUUCAGGUCCUGGUUCUGCUUGUUACCACUAUGGGACCUGGUGGAAUUUAUCUCUGUCCCUUAUGCUGAUCCAUUCGACUGUCUUCUGGGAACUUUUCAUAGACUGAAUAAUUUGAGAAUUGGCCCUCAUCACUGUCAGGAUAUAAAAAAGCUUUUAGAAAAAUUGUUGCACAUCCUGUCAAAAAAAAAGAUUACAAUUCAGCAAGGUGAUUGGAAACACUCUGCUAUUGCCUGUCAAAAACUUCAUGAGAUGUGCAGCUAUCAGGUUCCAGCAAUACCACAUUACAAGUUAUUAGCUACAGCAGUUGAGAUUGUUUCAACAGUUCUUGCACUCAAACCCUCAGAGAAACAACAGAAUCUGCUUGAGUUGAUAUCUAAAUAUAAUAUGAACAAGCUGGGUAAAAUUAUAUCUGCUGCCAUCUUAAAAUCCUGGCCAAAGGAUGAUACGGGGACGCCUUUGAAAGACUUUCAAAGUAUACUAAAGCAUAUGUUUGAAUGGCAGGACAGCAGAUACCUGUUCGUUUUCAAUCGUGCAGAAGAAAACACUGUAAACCAAUUUACUGAUGAAGCUCGAUCGUUAAUGACUCUUGCUGAAUCUUCGUUUCAAAAUGCUGCUAAUGAACUCGUAACAGGCCAUAUUCUGAUUAAGGAUUUGGAGCUAAUUAUAAAAUAUAAGACACAAUUCAUAAGUAAGUCCCUUUUGCUUAUACUAAUGGAGAGAGGGAUGAAUUGUGAAGUAUUGCAUGUCAAGGAAGUGCAAGAAUACUUGGGAGUCCUUUUGGAUAAGUUGAGGAAGGUUCAGUGCCAUUUAAAAGUUGAUUUCACUGAAGUGGAACAAAAGUACAUCGGAAAACUGUCACUGAAAACUUUGGCUGCUGUUGUGAAAGUGAGAAAACCCACUUCAUGCAGUGAUGAUGGAAUAGAGACCUCUCUCCAUUUGAGUGAAGAGCUGAAAGUUGUAUCUAAAUGUGUGUAUGAUUAUAAAGAUAACCACAUUUUCCUGCAUUGCUGGGAGCAGGCAGCCAAGUGGCUGAUGAACAACAUGGAGGAUUCAGACACUGAACAAACUCUAGAUAUGGAGGAAGUGUAUGAUUGCUUAUUUAAUCCUUGUUACAAGGAGUUCCAAAGGAUUUAUGACAGCUUGAAAUUGGGAGACCUCACAUUUGCUGAAGUGAAUGUUCUCUUCAAAGAUUUUAAUAAUCAUUAUGAAGAACUCAGACGUGAUUUCCAAAGUAUGUGCCAACUGCAGUAUCAAGAUAAUGGAGAAUGGAUAGAUGAACGGAUCCAGCAGAUCCAACAGUAUCAUGAAUUGGAUUUGGCAUUGGAUUCUGCUAAAGUUAUCGACAAAGUCAAGGAAGUUUUGAAACUUACUGGUAAUUUCUGUGUCCUGCAACAAUUGCUGAACUUAACAAUUGAAUUCCAGUCCUUUCAAGAAGAAAAGCUUUCUUCUAUGAGCUCUUCAUUGAUGGAUGCUAAGAAACUGCUGCAAGAUAUUACUGAAAAUCGUCUCCUGUGCCUUCAAGAGCUAGCACUUAGGAAGGAGUUCGUUAACUGGGUCAAAGAGGCUUUGGAAGACAAAAAUGAGCUGAAAGUGUUUGUGGAGCUGGCUUCAAUAUCUGCAGGAGAGAAUGACAUGGAAGUGGAUCGUGUGGCUUGUUUCCAUGAUGCUGUGUUUGGCUACUCUUCCCUGCUGUAUGAUUUAAAGCAAGAGGCAGGAUUUAAGGAAUUCAUGAAGUGUUUGGAGAAUAUAUGGAAAGCUCUGGAAAGUGAUCACAACCUUCCUGAGAAGCUGCGUGAUUCUGCAAGAUACUUGGAUUGGUUAAAAACUAUCAAAGAGAGUCAUGGCUCUGUGGAGUUGUCUUCUAUAUCCCUGGCAACCAGAAUCAAUGAGAAAGGAAUCUACAGAAUUAAGGCCCCAGUGGAGGGACAGGUUUGCCUGGACACUAUUCUGGACCUGACCAUCCAAGAAAGUCAUGGGGACCAAGAGAAUCGGACGUAUUCUCUGGAAGAGCUUCAAGAACUGAUGAACAAGUUGAUGUUGAUGUCUGGAAAAGAAGAACAAAGUGCACAAGUGGAGAAAUUUUCUGAAGUAUUUUCCAACAUUCAGAGAUUCGCAUUGUCCUUCAUGAACCUUUAUUCUGCUGGAAACAUGCUUUUCCGAAACUGGAUUGCUAACAUAUAUUGCUCACCUGAGAGUCUGUUUUGCAUUAAUAUGAACUUUAAUUUAAAUUCCAUCUGUGGCUUUUGUGGAAGUGGAGAUGUGGCAAAGGUUCUGCCAGCCAUGUGCAGGAAGAUGGAGAGUUUUCUGGAGAGGUGGAAUCAGUUCAUGUCUGAGAAGCGAUCCCAGUAUUUUUAUCUGAAUUAUUACAUGGCUGAACAGCUUGUAUAUUUAUGCAAGGAGCUUGGUUCGGGGAAACCCAGUGAGUCUGCCUUAAUGAUGCUGUCUUUCAUAAAACACAACUGCAGUAGCCAAGAUAUUGAAGAAGUCUUCAAACUAGUGGUAUCUGAAAUACCAAAGAGUUUUGAUGUAACAUAUGGACACCAGGCAAGUAGAAGAGAAGUGACUGAACACCUGGAGGAAAUCUGGGGUUCCUACAUGGAGAACAUGGGUUUAUUUCUUCCACACUGCUUUGAUUUUGAAACUCUUGGUAGAUUCCUAUCUACUUUGGCAGAUUUAGAAAGAAGGAAUGUUGAGCGAAUGUUACCACAAGGUCUUCAUUCUAGGCAGCCCAACCUCAUUCUUUGCCAUCGUUCUGACAUUUUGGUUUCUACAAUUUCCAUCUACAUGAACAAUCCAGAAGAGACACUACCCUCUUAUGAUGAAGUCUUAUUGUGUACACCACAAACCAGUUUCGAGCAAGUGGAAUUGUUUAUGAGGCGAUGCCUUACUCCAAACAAGAAAGAAAAGAAGAUUUAUACCUUACUCUUUGCAGAUGAGUUGAGUAACGAUGUUGGCUAUAAGUUAGAGGAACUAUACCAAAACCUACGUUUAAAACAUACCAGUGACUAUCAAUUAGUGAUGUUCUGCAACUGUGAGAGAGAAGACCGCUAUAUCCCCUCUGUUUUUAGUAAUUUUAUCAUUCACAUGACCCCUCUUCGGCCCCCAAAAGACAUCCAAAGUUACCUUGGGAAGCAUUGCAAAGCCACUGCGCUUGGAAAUCCAUCAACUUCCAUAUUCAAGAAUAACAUGUGUGUUGGGAUUGUAUCUUCUGAAAGAGCUGGAAUGGGAAAGUCUCUCUAUAUAAAGAGGCUGCAUCAAAAAAUGAAAGCACAACUGCAAGGACACAGAGUUCUUUUAAGAACCAUUCGGCUGAUUGAUCCUCAUGUGAAUGAAAGAAAAAUCCUGAACUCUCUGUUUCUACUCCUGGACCAAAAGUCCCAGAAACGGCCUAUGAUUCUGCAUUUUGAUAUUACUUCUUCUGUUCAGACUGGAAUUUCAGAAUUUUUGUUCAAGCUCUUCAUCUUACGAUAUCUGGGAGAUACAGAUGGGAAAAUUUGGCUUCGGAAACAGUGCCACCUCUAUGUUGCAGAAAUUCUGCAACCGUCCCCCUCAUCCAAAAAACAAAGAGGAUCUGUAAGUACAUCCAGAGGGUUGAACUAUAGUUUCCUUGAUGUAUUCCCCCAAGUAACUUGCAGAUCUCCUAAAGAAGUACUGGACAACGAUAUUCAGAAUUUAUUUCAUGACAGCAGUGAUCCUGGAGUAGAUCAAGAAAUGUUCUGUAGUGAAGCUUUUCAGAGACCAUUCCAGUAUUUGAUAAGAGAAAACAGAGGUGAAAAUCUUGAUGCGUUCCAGUAUAGAAAAGGCUCAGUGAAAGGGACUCCAGGAGAAUGCCUACAGCUGUUCUUGAUCUACUGUGGCGUGAUUGAUCCUUCUUGGUCAGAACUUAGAAACUUUGCUUGGUUUCUUAACCUUCAGCUGAGAAAUUGUGAAACCUCUCUUUUCUGUAAUGCUGAAUUUGUCCAGGAGACUUUGCAGGGCUUUAAAAAUUUUGUGGUCAAAUUUAUGAUUUUAAUGGCAAAGGAUUUUGCAACUCCUUCACUUAACAUUUCUGAUGAAAGCCCUGGAAUGCAAGAUUUCGGAGAAGUUACUGAGGAAGCUCUUGCUCCAUUUUUGCUUCGGAAAAAGUGGGAAUCUGAACCCCAUCCAUACAUAUUCUUCAAUGCAGACCGUGUAUCUAUGACUUUCAUUGGUUUUCAUCUCCAGCACAAUAUCAAUGGCAGCAUUGAUGCCAUCAAUCCUUUGAAUGGCAAUAUUAUCAAGAGAAAUGUCAUGACCCCUCAGCUGUACACGGGAUUGGUUCUUCAAAAAAUUCCAUUCAAUAUUAAUUUUGAUGCAUUGACCAGAGCUCAGAAAAUUGAGAAACUUUGUAUGGUCUUGGGGAUCGAGGGGCCAACCGAUCCUGAUGAAACUUAUGAACUUACCACAGACAAUAUACUAAAAAUGCUGGCCAUUGAAAUGAGAUUUAGGUGUGGAAUUCCUGUUGUCCUGAUGGGAGAAACUGGCUGUGGAAAAACCAGGCUUAUAAAAUACCUGUGUGAACUGCGUAAGAUUGGUGUCAAUGCUGAUAAUAUGAAGCUUGUCAAAGUUCAUGGAGGUACCACAGCAGAUGCGAUCUAUGCUAAAGUGAGGGAAGCUGAAGAUAUGGCAGGAUACAAUAAGUCGAAUUAUCAGUUUGACACCAUUUUAUUUUUUGAUGAAGCCAACACUACAGAAGCUGUCAGCUGCAUCAAGGAAGUGUUAUGUGAUCACACAAUAGAAGGACAGCCUUUACUGCCCGGCUCAGGUUUACAGAUCAUAGCUGCAUGCAAUCCUUAUCGCAAACACACACUAAAAAUGAUCCAGCGCUUGGAGUCAGCUGGACUGGGUUAUCGUGUCAAAGCAGAGGACACCAGUGAAAAGCUUGGCUCCAUUCCCCUUAGGCAGCUUGUUUACCGUGUCCAUGCACUCCCACCAAGCAUGAUACCUCUGGUGUGGGAUUUUGGGCAAUUGAACAAUAUCACUGAAAAACUAUGCAUAGAACAAAUUGUGCAAAAGCUUGCCAAGUCGAUCAAAAUGUCUGCUAAUGAGAUCCAAAUGAUUAUUGAGGUGCUUUUUGAGUCACAGACCUACAUGAGAAAGCAGAAAGACGAAUGCAGCUUUAUCAGCCUCAGAGAUGUCGAACGCUGUGUGGAAGUCUUCAGAUGGUUUCACGGCCACAGUGAACGUCUUAUUGAACAUCUGGAGAAGUAUCUGGAAAGUAAUCCUCCUAAAAGUGUAAUCCAGAGAGACAGGAUAAUUUGGUCUUUGAUUUUUUCAGUUGCUGUUUGCUACCAUGCUUCCCUGGAACAGAAAGAGGCAUACUGGAGAGUAAUCUGCAAAAUAUUUCCAGAACCAUAUGGUAAUGAAAAAGUAGUUCUUGAAGAAAUUAGCUUAGUUCAGGAUCUUUUUUUGAAUGGUGUGCCUGUGAGGAAAAGAAUAGCAAAAAACCUAGCUUUGAAGGAAAAUGUGUUCAUGAUGGUAAUCUGCAUUGAACUUAAAAUCCCUUUGUUUCUUAUUGGGAAGCCGGGCAGCUCAAAAUCUCUUGCCAAGACCAUCGUGGCUGAUGCCAUGCAGGGUCAAGCAGCAUAUUCUGACCUUUAUAAGGAACUUAAGCAGAUCCAUUUGGUGUCNACCCCUGAGGGGAUCAUAAAUACUUUCAAACAUUGUGCUCGUUUCCAGGAAGGAAAAAACCUUGGUGAAUAUGUCUCGGUGGUUGUAUUAGAUGAAAUUGGAUUGGCAGAAGACUCUCCCAAAAUGCCUCUGAAGACCCUUCACCCUCUCUUAGAAGAUGGUUGCAUUGAUGAUGAUCCACUUCCUCACAAAAAGGUUGCCUUCGUUGGGAUAUCUAACUGGGCCCUAGAUCCAGCUAAGAUGAAUCGAGGCAUCUUUGUAUCCCGUGGAGACCUGAAUAAAAAUGAACUCAUAGAAAGCGCAAAAGGUAUUUGCUCUUCAGAACGUUUUGUGCUACAAAGAGUUGAGCAUUUCUUUCCUAUCUUUGCAAACACAUAUGAAGAAAUUUGUAAGGAACAAAUUAAGGAAUUUUUUGGAUUGCGUGAUUAUUACAGUCUUGUAAAAAUGCUUUUUGCUUUGACAAAAAAUUCUGAAAGUAUUCCAGGUCCCCGUGAAAUAGCAGAGGUAGUUCUCCGAAAUUUCAGUGGCAAAGAAGGUGUUGAAGUCUUGGAUACUUUUAUGUCUAAGAUUCCGGAAGGAGGAGAUGAAUAUUAUAAGGAUAUCAGUACAAUUGAUUUAGUUAAGCAGAACAUUUAUAGCAAUUACCAGGAUGGUGAAUGCCGAUAUCUGUUAGUAUUAACAGAAAAUUAUGCAGCACUUCAGAUUCUCCAACAGUGUUUCUUCAGAGAUGCUCAACCAGAAAUUAUUUUUGGUUCCAGCUUUCGGAAAGAUCAAGAAUACACUCAGAUUUGCAGGAACAUAAACCGAGUAAAAAUCUGCAUGGAGACUGGGAAGAUGGUUGUUCUUCUCAACCUACAAAACCUUUAUGAGAGUCUCUAUGAUGCCCUCAAUCAGUAUUAUGUCCAACUUGCUGGUCAAAAAUAUGUUGACUUAGGUUUAGGGACCCAUCGAGUGAAAUGCAGAGUGCAUCCCAAAUUUCGACUGAUUGUCAUCGAGGAGAAAGAGGUGGUGUACAAACAGUUUCCCAUUCCACUGAUUAACCGGCUUGAAAAACACUAUCUGGAUAUUAAUACCGUACUGAACAAGUGGCAAAAGAACAUUGUGGAAGACCUGAAGAAAUGGGUGGAUGACUUUGUAGCAGUUAAAACUGAGAAAUAUUUUAUGGGUCAACAAACAUACACACCUUCUGAUGUUUUCAUUGGCUACCAUUCAGACUCUUGCGCUUCGGUUGUCCUGCAGGUGACAGAAAACCUGAAAGAGUCUCUUCUCCCUCAACAGCUAAGGCAGAAAGUGCAAGAGCAGGCCCAGUUGGUCCUCUUGAACUGUGCCACCCCAGAUUCUGUAGUCCGUCUCGGUGACUCUAAACUGGACUUUUUAACAGAAAACUUGGCUAAGAUAUACUUUCAGCAACAGCAACACACUUCCUUUGCCGAAUUUUUGCAUGGAUGCCUUCGGUCAGACUCUAGAGGCCAUACGGUGUUUAUUGAGAUCACAACCUUCUCCAGGCUCCUGACUGCAGCAGACACAAAGAUUUUGGAGGCAGAAUUGCAGCAUGAUUCAGACAGCCUGAAAGUUUUGUUCUUGCAACAAUUUGACACGGAGUACUCGUUUUUGAAGGAUAUUCAGAAUUUUUUUGCUGUGAGGACCGAUGGGAGUAAAAUCCUCAUUAUUCAGACUGACUUUGAAAAUGGAUCGCUCAGUGCCCAGCUCAUUGCCUCAGCCAGGUAUUCAACUGUUAAUGAAGUCAAUAAAAUACAGAAGAAUCAAGCCAGGGUGUUUGUAAUUUUCAUCAAUAAGCUGUCACGAAUUGAAGGAGGAAGUUCCUAUAUAGGAUUUCAUGGAGGUUGGUUGGCUUAUGUGCAAGAAUACAGAACAAGGAGGCUGGAGGAUGGCUUGUCGGACGAGAUGUUGGAUGAGCUGGCCCGUGUUGAUAUUCCUCCGGACCUCAACGGGCUGAUCCAUCUCUGUCUGCAGAUUGACGCUUGGCUACAGUAG
This is a messenger RNA of Protobothrops mucrosquamatus (brown spotted pit viper), 9973 nucleotides long. Its product is annotated as E3 ubiquitin-protein ligase RNF213. Gene Ontology annotation, molecular function: ubiquitin-protein transferase activity; ATP hydrolysis activity. Gene Ontology annotation, cellular component: cytosol; membrane; nucleolus. Lineage: Eukaryota; Metazoa; Chordata; Lepidosauria; Squamata; Viperidae. The coding region runs from base 224 to 9973 and encodes 3249 amino acids. Gene Ontology annotation, biological process: ubiquitin-dependent protein catabolic process; negative regulation of non-canonical Wnt signaling pathway; sprouting angiogenesis. The transcript has 28 exons. The record is from RefSeq and is a predicted model, not a curated record.